Molecule: messenger RNA, 2937 nt
Organism: Miscanthus lutarioriparius
Lineage: Eukaryota; Viridiplantae; Streptophyta; Magnoliopsida; Poales; Poaceae
Source: the annotation of a GenBank genome assembly
AUGGCUCUCAGUCUCCUCCACCUUGCCUUGUUAAUAAUGGCCUCAUCACUAUUCACGCCCACGCCCGUCUCGGCAUCCAACGCCACGGCCGCCGACCUCUCGGCCCUCCUCGCCUUCAAGGACAGUCUUUCCGACCCUGGCGGCGUUCUCCGCGGCAACUGGACGGCCAGCACGCCCUACUGCGGCUGGGUCGGCGUCUCCUGCGGCCACCGCCACAGGCUGCGCGUCACGGCUCUGGCACUCCCCGGCGUGCAGCUGGGCGGUGGCCUGGCUCCCGAGCUCGGCAACCUGUCUUUCCUCUCCAUCCUUAACCUCAGCGACACCGCGCUCACGGGGCAAAUUCCAACCAGUCUCGGGAAGCUGCCACGCCUCCUUUCCCUCGACCUCUCCAGCAAUUAUCUCUCGGGCAUCGUCCCGGCCUCGCUCGGGAACCUCACCGUGCUCGAGAUCCUCAAUCUCGACUCCAACAACCUCACCGGUGAAAUCCCACACGAGCUGUGCAAUCUGCAGAGCGUUAGGUUUCUUAUUCUCAGCAGGAAUGACUUGAGCGGGCCGAUGGCCCAGGGCUUGUUCAACGGAACGUCUCAGUCUCAGCUGAGCUUUUUCAGCCUUGCAUACAACAGCCUGACGGGGAACAUUCCUAGCGCCAUCGGUAUUCUGCCAAACCUUCAGGUCCUCGAGCUGUCGAGGAACCAGCUUUCAGGGCAGAUACCGUCCUCACUGUUCAACAUGUCCAACCUGCUAGGGCUGUACCUCUCCCAGAACAAUCUCUCGGGACCGGUGCCAGACAACCAGAGCUUCAACCUCCCCAUGUUGCGAGACGUGUAUCUCAGCAAAAACGAGCUCGCCGGCACGGUGCCACCAGGCUUUGGGGCGUGCAAGUACCUGCAGGAGUUCGUUCUGUCAUACAACCGCUUCACCGGUGGAAUACCGCUGUGGUUGUCAACCUUGCCGGAGUUGACGACGAUGUCCCUAGGUGGUAAUGACCUUUCCGGCGAGAUCCCCGCCGUCUUGAGCAACAUUACCGGCCUCACCGUACUAGACUUCACCACGAGUAAGCUGCAUGGGGAGAUCCCACCGGAGCUGGGCCGGUUGGCGCAGCUGCAGUGGCUCAACCUCGAAAUGAACAACUUGACAGGUACCAUUCCGGCCUCCAUCAAGAACAUGUCUAUGCUCUCCAUCCUUGACAUAUCCUACAACUCCCUGACUGGACCUGUGCCACGAAAAAUAUUUGGGGAAUCUCUUACCGAGCUCUACAUCGAUGAGAAUAAGCUCAGUGGAGACGUCGGUUUCAUGGCCGACUUGUCAGGUUGCAAGAGCCUAAAAUACAUCGUCAUGAACAAUAAUUACUUCACCGGUAGCUUCCCCAGUUCUAUGAUGGCGAACCUCUCCUCCCUUGAGAUCUUUCGAGCAUUUGAGAACCAAAUAACCGGACACAUCCCUAAUAUCCCGGCAUAUCAGAGCAGCAUCUCGUUCAUUGAUCUUCGUGACAACCGAUUAAGUGGGGAAAUUCCACAAUCAAUCACGGAAAUGAAGAAUCUUAGAGGUCUUGACUUGUCUACCAAUAAUUUGUCUGGGAUUAUCCCUGUACACAUCGGCAAACUGACAAAGCUGUUUGGCUUGGGCCUGUCCAACAACAAACUCCACGGCCCUAUACCAGAUAGCAUUGGAAACCUGAGCCAGCUACAACUAUUAGGAUUAUCAAAUAACCAGUUCACUUCAGCAAUACCCCUGGGGCUAUGGGGUCUUGAGAAUAUUGUAAAACUUGAUCUGUCUCACAAUGCCUUGAGCGGCUCUUUCUCGGAAGGUAUUCAAAAUCUGAAAGCAAUAACUUUUAUGGACCUUUCUUCCAACCAACUCCAUGGCAAAAUACCACUUUCACUGGGAGUGCUCAAUACACUGACCUACCUAAAUUUAUCAAAGAACAUGCUCCAAGAUCAAGUACCAAAUGCAAUUGGCAACAAGCUAAGUAGCAUGAAAACAUUGGAUCUUUCGUACAACUCCCUGUCUGGUACAAUUCCAAAGUCCUUCGCCGAUCUCAGCUAUCUCACAAGCUUAAAUCUCUCUUUCAAUAAACUGUAUGGACAAAUCCCAGAGGGCGGUGUGUUCUCAAACAUCACUCUACAAUCAUUGGAAAGGAACACUGCAUUGUGUGGCCUGCCACGCCUUGGGUUCCCACGCUGCCCAAAUGAUGAGUCCAACCAUCGCCAUCGAUCUGGUGCCAUAAAAUUUAUACUUCCAAGUGUUGUAGCAGCCACUGUAAUAGGAGCUUGCUUGUUCAUCCUGAUCAGAACUCAUGUCAACAAGAGGUCAAAGAAGAUGCCAGUCGCUAGCGAAGAGGUAAACAACUACAUGACAGUCUCCUACUUUGAGCUUGCCCGUGCUACAAAUAACUUCGACAGUGAUAACCUGCUAGGAUCUGGAAGCUUUGGCAAAGUAUUCAGAGGCAUACUGGAUGACGGGCAAAUUGUCGCGAUAAAAGUCCUGAACAUGGAACUAGAAAGAGCCACUAUGAGCUUUGAUGUUGAGUGCCGUGCACUUCAGUAUGCUUCAACCGGUAAAGCGUCAAGGAAGAGCGACGUUUUCAGCUAUGGGAUAAUGCUUCUCGAAGUCGUCACUGGGAAGAAGCCCACCGACACCAUCUUCAGUGAAGAGCUAAGCCUGAGAGAGUGGAUCAGCCAAGCUAUUCCGUCCAGACUUGCUCAUGUCGUGGACCAUAACAUCCUUCUUCUAGACGAGGAGGCAACAAGCAGUGGAGAUGUCCAACACGCCGGCUGGUCAUCUUGCGAAGGAUCUCCCAGCGGGUGGAGCUGCCUACUGCAGAUAUUGGACUUGGGUUUACAGUGCUCGUGUGACUUGCCUGAGGAGAGGGUGUCAAUGAAGGAUGUGGCUGCCAAGCUCGCAAGGAUCAAAGAGGGUUUACAAUCCUCCAGAUGA